AUGGCGGUGGAAGAUAGAUCAUUUCCAUCGAAUGAUGCGGGACGGGCCUCAGCACCACCAGAGUUACCCUCACAGCCAGAAUCCUCAGAGGACAAGGCGGGGCUGGUAGACUUUCGUAUCAUUUCUGCCUUGCCAGAUGUUGCAGAAAUAGAGGCAUUUCCUAGCAGCAGCAUGCAACCGCCGAGCACCCCCUCACAAACUCCCUUAUCACAGUUACUAGAAAGUCAUUUCUUUCGCUUACGCAAUGCCUUAAUUCUUGCUCUUCACUCUGAGGUUUCGAAAGAGCUCGGUUCCAAGAAUCACAAGAAGCAGAAAAACACCAAAGAUGAUGAAGAAUCAGAUAACGGCGAGCCGGGUCCAAGCCAUGAUAAAUACAAAAUGAAUGGCAAACUUUGCUUUGUGCUAUCCAAAAGCCACCUUCUAGCCAUGGGAAGGACAUACUAUUCGAGCUCCGAAACGGCACAGGGACCGAUCACGUACGUGCUUCAUGUUCCAUCGGAUGCUCCCUCCAACCUGAAGUUUCAUAUGCAACACAUGACGUACAAGCUCCCAAAACAUGAAUACAAGCAUUACCCUUCGAAAACAUCAGCGUGGAAACUGGUGCCCAUUCUAGAGUCGUUACAGAAGAGGGAUGAUUUGCCCUUAAGUGAAGAAUUACUUCUGUACAGCCGGAACCCCCCUGCUCCGGUACCACUGCCAGGGCUGGACCGGCUGCUUGAGUCACUGAUACAAAACAAUCUCAAGUCGGCGUACCGUGCGCUGAAGUUGCCUGAAUACUUCAUGUGCACCAGGAUAGGACUAGAAGAGGGAAUUACGGCGUGUAUACCGGCUUUUACUCAGCGAGUUACGCUUUACAAAACAGCAGCUGGAGUUGAUCCAUUUCCGCUUAGCCAGGUUAUUCUCGAGUCUCUGUUUCGGCUUUCUGGCCAGAAGGUUUUUCUUGUUUUUGCAUCGAGGGAGAAAUUAAACGACAUGAUCGCUAGUCUUCAGCAUCUGGAUGUAUGCAUGCAAGAUGUGUUCGCAUUCCCAGGAGGCCUCAUAAGCCAACAUGAAGAGAAUGACUCAGACGGCUCGUCGCUUUGGAAGGGCCGUCGCACUCCUAACUCGAUGUUGGCUGAAUGCGACGAGGAACGGCAAGAACCAGAGGGUCUUUCAACGAGUAUGGAGUCACCUGAUAAAAUCCCCGGCCAGACGGGACCCUCGGGUGAAUCUACAGACUCUUAUCACGAGGGCCACUCAUGUUUGGCUGAUCGUCAGUCAAACCACAAAGAUACAAAACAAAGUAGCUCUUCUGGGAGCGAUUUGCCGAUUUGGCCAGAGGAUCUGCUAAUGGACAAGAGAUGUAUCACCAAUAUGACUUCUAAGUCUCGGAAGCAGUACAGGCGACAGAUCCAGGAUGAAUUGCGGAAAUAUGACGCCUCUUUUAAGGAGAUGGUACGCCUACGUGUCGAAACGAGACUCCAUGCAUUUAAUAGAUUGGAUCCAUGCAUUUAUCUUUGUGCUGCCGAGGAUCUGGCAGAAUUUAUGCCCGAAGUAUCCUGUAUACAGGCCGAAACUGUCAUUGUUGAUGGAGCAGAUCGGAUUGAUGAAGGGCUUCUUUUUGCCACAUUACCCAGCACAACCACGAGACUGAUCCUGUUUGGGGAAGAACACCGUUCUGCAAAUGAAGAGGGCAGCCAGCUGGAGAUGGAUGGUAUGGCUACAAAUGCGAGUGAGAGUAGCAUGUGGGAGAGACUGGUAGGCGGAGGCCUGCCCUGUGUCGAGGUCCCGCCAGCUGGGCUGGCAAAUUCUUAUGCACUCAGUGAUGGUGACAAGAACAGUGACUGGGAGGAUGAAAGUGACGAUGACAGUAACGACGACAGCGACGAUGAUAGUGACGAUGAUAGUGACAAUGAUAGUGACGAUGAUAGCGACGAUGAUAGUGACGAUGACAGCGACGAUGACAGCGACGAUGACAGUGACGAUUCUAGUAACGUUGUCACACUUGAGAACAUCAAAGCGUGGCGAACCUUGGAGCGAAUGGUAGGCCUUGAGAGUGUCAAGAACCAAGUGCGCUUGUUACAUCACCGAGCAGUCGAUAAUCGCGCGCGCAAAGAGAAGGGGCUGCCUCCGCGCCCUAUCCCCCACACAGGCCUUUUCUUAGGCUCUCCAGGUACCGGGAAGACAACAGUUGCAAAGCUCUACGCUAGAAUCUUGCAUCGGAUAGGAUUUGUCAAGAGGAAGUCCGUACUUGAAGUAAACGCCUCGAGUCUGGUAACUACCUGGAAUCCUCACGAUAAAUUGAAAGGUUCAAAAGGGAGGGUCUUGAUCAUCGACGACGCACAUGCACUCUGGGGUGGACCCACAUCGUACGGCGAAUCUGACUACAAGAAUGCCAUCGACGCGUUGAUUUCCCUCGUCCUGCCUGGUCAGACACCCAGCAGCAUUAUAUUGCUUGUAGGGAACGAGGACGACAUGCUGAACAUGUUUCAACAUGCCAAUCCAGGUCUCUCAACAAGGUUCCCACUGGCUUCUGCCUUCCGAUUCCCAUCCUUUUCGCUAUCUCAGUUGGAGCAGAUAUUGGACAACCGACUAAAAUCAGCUGCCAUGGGUACAUCGUCCAAUGCAAAGUCCGCUGCAUUGGCGGUUCUAGCGCAUGGUAUGGUGUCGCCUAGGUUUGGAAACGCUAGCGCGGUGGAUACACUGUUACAAAAGGCACACUUCUCGCUUGAUAAGCGAUGUAUGGAUGACCCCCAAACAGACCCAAUGGUUCUUGAGCCGGAAGACUUUUCGAAAGAUUGGAACCGUGUUUUCGAUGCCGAGAAGGAAUGCGAGAGGCUCUUUCAAGAUGUGGUCGGCAACGAUACAGUCAUGUCCGAUCUGCUUGCCAAUACCAGGGUGGCAAGGAAGGCCGUCGAGCGAAACCUCAACCCCCGAGAUUACAUCUCUUUCAAUUAUAUCUUUCGAGGAGCUCCAGGGACCGGCAAGACAACAAUGGCGCGAAACAUGGGACAGAUAUUCUACCACAUGGGUCUUCUUGCCAGCGCCGAAGUGAUUGAAUGCUCAGUGAGCGAUAUUAUCGGUGAAUAUAUCGGACAAACCGGCCCUAAAAUUAUAAGGCUUCUCAAGAGCGCGGUGGGCAAGGUCUUAUUUGUUGACGAAGCAUAUCGUCUCGGCGAUGGUUCAGAAUCACACAAUACCUACUCAAAAGAUGCUAUCGCAGAGAUUGUUGGUGCCCUUACGAGUCCCCAAUUCCAACAGAAAAUGGUCAUUAUUCUUGCCGGUUACAGUCAGGAGAUGGACGACUUUCUAGACUCGAAUCCGGGCCUGCGAAGCCGAUUUAACCGCACAAUAACGUUCCAGAGUCUGGAUGCAACAUCAUGCACCCAGCUUAUGGUGCAAUUGAUGCAGAAGCAGGGACUGGAUACUUCAAUGUUGGAGAUACCCGAAGGCGGAAUCCACAACGGACUACAGAGCAAUUUCACUACUCUAUCGCGGCUGAAAGGCUGGGGAAAUGGACGCGAUAUCCAUACAUUGAGUAUAGAUAUUUUUCGCAAGGUCUUGGACACAACGGAUAGCGAUGAUGCAUUGGUGGUGAGCAUGGACCAGGUUAUGUUGGCCCUUGGGGAGAUGAUUACUUCGAGGGGUGGUAUGCCUCCGGUAAAUCUGACCCCAAGGCCACCACCUCCGGGCUGGAAUGGGCGAGAAUGGCUAGAAAGACGUGGAUAUAAAUAA
Penicillium concentricum is the source of this 3714-nucleotide messenger RNA. Its product is annotated as P-loop containing nucleoside triphosphate hydrolase protein. Lineage: Eukaryota; Fungi; Ascomycota; Eurotiomycetes; Eurotiales; Aspergillaceae. The record is from RefSeq and is a predicted model, not a curated record. The transcript has 5 exons. Gene Ontology annotation, molecular function: ATP hydrolysis activity; ATP binding. Bases 1 to 3714 code for a protein of 1237 amino acids.